GUUGUUGCUUCCGCUGCUGCUGCUGCUUCCCUAAUGCUCAAUUGCAGGCAUUCCAAGAGAGCAUGCGUUUUUCCGGCACAAUCCCGCAUGAACAUGUGGUAGCUGCAAAGUUUGAGUACGAGUGCAAGAAACGUGGCGCCCAGCGAAUGUCGUACCCACCAGUUGUUGGCGGUGGAGAAAGAGCUCGUACCAUUCACUAUUUGCGAAACGAUUCCAAGAGAGCAGUAUAUUCAGCAGUCCUCCAUGCACAUCAGGAAUGCGUUAAGCUGUGUAAACCAGGGAACAUGCUUAACUCUAUCCAUGACCAUGCGACACGUCUGCUAUCGGAUGCAAUUCUCGACCUCGGCAUUGUGAAGAAUCAACCUUAUUCAGCGAUGACAGCGUCAGCAAUCUUGACGAAAGUUUUUCCGCACGCCGUUGGUCAUUGGCUUGGGAUGGACACGCAUGACUGUGAUACAGUGCUGCUGAGCGAACCACUACAAGCAGGAGUGAUAUUGACGAUCGAGCCGGGGCUUUACUUUCCGGAUGAUCCUGAUAUUCCUUCUGAAUCACAGCUGGAACAAAGAGGGCUAUUAUCGCCCAUUUGCUCCUACAGUGGCUCCUCCACACAACAGCAAGUUGCGGAUCUGGAGCACUGCCUGCUCUACUGCCCGAUGGUACGACAGAUAUGGCAGUGGUGGACGGCAGCCUGGCACUUUCUCACAGUCACUGAGUUCCCAUGGGACCAGAUGGCAAUUCUGCUAAACGACUUCUCCAAAUCCCGACUUUGAAGACUCCAUUCCAACUAAACCUGUUCAAAUAUACACGAUUGGAAAUUCUGAUGGUGGCGUAGCGGGCACGAUGCUCUUACGAAAGG
Molecule: messenger RNA, 856 nt
Organism: Chara braunii
Lineage: Eukaryota; Viridiplantae; Streptophyta; Charophyceae; Charales; Characeae
Source: the annotation of a GenBank genome assembly